AUGGAUCGUAACAAAUCAAGCGCCGUCAAUAGGGGUCAGAAAAAGGCACUAUUAGGUGCCGAAUUAUUUGCACUUGGUACCAAAACUGGUCGCGAUGAUCCCAAGAAAAUACUACCAAUCAAGGGAAUAGCAAGCACCAGCUCGAGCUCCGUUGACAGAAAGCGAGAUGCUUCUUCGAGCCUCGCCAAUCAUCCCAGCAAAAGAUUUCGUGCUGGCCUCAAAGAUGGAGCCACUGAAAUGCCCAGCACAAGCGGAACUGUGCAACACGAGAUCUGGGAACAAUUGGCCGAAGAGUGCGAUCUCUCCAAUGUCAUUGAAUGCAUUUACUCGGCCAUCGAACAGAGCGACAAUGAGGCAGUUAUGCGAAUUAUUUGCGGUGUCAUUCGGCAUGCAACAUCCACGUCGGUUGCCUCCCGAGCCAAGGUGGACAGUGUGGCAUAUUUAACACUGUUGUUCGUGGCAAAAGUCCAGCCAAAUUUCUUCAACAAUGAUGUUGUUGCCUAUGCCCUCUUAUCAUUUUUGCGCAGGGAGACGAAUAUGAAAAUGCGGUAUAACAUUAAUCUGCAUAUUCUUUUCACAAAUCUGCUGGCUCGGGGAUUUGCGGAUAUUGCCCAAUGGCCGGAAGUAUUGCUCAGAACAUAUAUUGAGGAUGCAGUCAAUGAACGCUUCUGGGCUGAUAAUGAUUACUGUGCACCGUUCGUUAAGAAUAUCUGUGCCGCCUUCAAGACGAGAACUCCGCAUUUGAGUCUGCUGCGUUGGGAUGUGAACACAGCGGUGACUCCUGGACAAACGCAUCGGGAGAAUUUUACAGUCGAUGAUGAUUCCGGGGACAAUUCCACGCAAAGCCUGGAUGCAAGUCCCUUCUUGAACUGGGAGCUGGAUCAAGCGACGGAUGCAAUCUGUGCUGUCAAGCGAAGAUUUCCCGAUAAUAUGGUUCAUAAAUUAGUUAGCGAAGCUAUUCGCGAUCAACUAAAUAAACGCCAACAACAGGAUAACUAUACGAGAAACUUUCUCAAAUUCCUGUGUAGCAGCGCAGGAAUUGGUGAGGUCCGCUGUUUGAGCAUCUCUCGUCUGGAGCUAUGGAUACAUAAUGGCAAGCUUGUUAAAUUCGCCCAGCAACUGUUGUCGUAUAUAUGUUUUAAUAUAAAGGGCAAAAACACACAGGACAACGAAGUCCUCCAAGUGUUGGUCAAAAUGCGUUUGAAGACCAAACCCCUGAUCAAUCACUAUAUGUCGUGUCUCAAGGAAAUGAUACAUCUGCAGCCCGACAUAUUGGGCACAAUUAUGAAGCUAGUUGUACAAAAUGAGUUGUCGAACACAAGGAAUCCAAAUAACAUGGGAAUGCUUGCGACUAUGUUUCAGACUUCACCGGAUCAAUCGGCAGUUAAUCUAGCUGAAAUAUAUCAGGAGUUUCUGCUACAGCGCGAUGAUUGUCUGAGGACAUUGCGUGUCUUUUUGAGAGAACUGGUGCGAAUGUUGCGCUUUGAUGUCAAUCUCUUAAAGUUUUGUAAGACUUUCUUAAGUGAACGGGAGGAGCUGAAUCCACAAAUUGAACAAUUUGAUUUCAAGGAGCGUAUUUUCCAUUCAAUGGUCGACAUUGUGUGUCUCUGCAUGUUUCUGUCGGCAACGCCACAAGCGCGCGAGGGAAGUUUAUCCCUGAAGACCAAUCGUGAUGUGAAAAACAAUCAAGCUCUGAUACGGCUCUAUAAUCAGAUGUCACAAAUACAAUUGGACUCUGUUUCGUGGAUGUAUGAAACAGUUCCAAAUCUAUUCAAAAUACAAGGCAUCGAAUAUCAUCAGGCUUUGCAUAAGCUUCUAUUGCUCGAUAAUCCGGAACAGUAUUCCCGCUGUGAUCAGUGGCCAUCGGAGCCGGAAAGGGGAGCUAUAUUAAGAAUAAUAUCCGAAACUCCCAUACACGAAGAGACCCUCUUGAGGAUUAUACUGAUUGGCAUCACAAAGGAUAUUCCGUUCUCAAUUGCCAACACAUUCGACAUCCUAUUGCUGGUCAUCAAAAGGGUGUCGGGCAUGAAAGCAACCGAUUAUCCGGCAGUUCAAGCGAAUAAAUUUGAUAUAAUUGACUUUCUGUUUAGCAUGUCGGAAUAUCAUCAUCCGGAGAAUAUUCGCCUGCCAGCCGACUAUGAACCGCCGAAAUUGGCAAUAAUUGCAUUCUAUUGGAAGGCAUGGCUAAUAUUACUGAUGAUAUCUGCACAUAAUCCCUCAACGUUUGGGGCCUUCUGCUGGGAUCAUUAUCCCACAAUGAAAAUGCUAAUGGAAAUCUGCAUAACAAGUCAAUUCAACAACUGCAUAUCACUCAAAGAUGAGCUACAGAUAAUCACCGUUGAGCGCGAUCAUAUUCUGCAAUUUGAAACGUAUUUGGCUGCACAGACUUCACCGCACGCUGUGAUCACUGAGGAGAAUGCCAUUUUGAUUACCCAGCUGAUGCUAAUGGACCCAAUGGGAAACCCAAGAAAAGUACCCAAUUUAGUUUUAGAGCAACUCAAGUUCCUCAAUCAAACAUACAAGUUGGGACAUUUGUUUUGUCGCUGUCGCAAACCCGACUUACUCCUGGAUAUAAUCCAAAGGCAGGGCACAACGCAGUCGAUGCCUUGGCUAUCGGACUUGGUUCAAAAUAGCGAGGGCGAUUUCAGUCACCUGCCCGUGCAGUGCUUGUGUGAAUUUCUGCUAUUUAAUGCGAACAGCAUAAAUGAGGAGAAUAGUCGCGAUGCGGAGCUAGUGAAUUUCAUUCGAAAUCUGAUAACGGACGCUAGCUAUAAUUAUAAUGUUGUUUGCGAAGUCUUGGACUAUAUCUUCCGUCGUUUAUCGUCCACUGUCAGUCAGUCGAGAGUUGCCGCCUUGUCGGGCCUGAAGAUCAUUUUCAAAAACGUUGGCAAAUACGAACACGAAUGGCUACUGAAAUCGAUUCAACAAAUUCCCCAUUUCAUGGAGGCCAAAAUGUAUAUAAUCCCUCAGCUGCGCGCUGCCUGCCAAGUCGAGAAUUGUCCGCAACUCAUCAUGGCCUAUAUACAAUUCAUUACUGCGCAUACUCUCAACGAUCCAGUUAAUGAAAUGCUGGAUCAUGUCAUCGAUAUGGCUCAAUUGAUCGUUGAGCGCAGCACAAUGUUUCAGCAUAUUAUCAUUUCGCAGGAGGACUACGAUCUGAAUCCCGACGAGAAUCGCAUUCAGACAUUGAAAUGUCUAUUUGUGAUGUUCAACAAUUACAUUAUCAAGUUGCGCGAAUUUCACGAGCCAUACGAAUGGACGGAAUAUCCAGAUCUAUUGAUGGUACAAUUCGAUGAUGGAGUCCAACUGCCAUUGCAUAUAAAUAUAAUUCAUGCGUUUAUCAUACUGCUCACAUAUUCAAACGCAAAGAUGUCGGAAUCGAUACCGAUCCUCGAUUACUGGUUUCCACCGGGACGACCGGCACCCGUCGCAUUUCUGCCCACAAUGCCCCAGGAACAGAUUCAACUGUUGCCCGACUGGCUGAAACUCAAAAUGAUUCGUUCCUCGGUGGAUCGGCUAAUCGAAGCGGCCCUCAAUGAUUUAACUCCCGAUCAAAUUGUGCUAUUUGUGCAGAAUUUUGGGACGCCCGUAAACUCAAUGUCCAAAUUACUGGCCAUGCUGGAUACGGCCGUAUUGGAACAAUUUGAUCUAGUUAAAAAUGCUAUACUCAAUAAAGCAUAUUUGGCACAAUUGAUUGAGAUCCAACAGGCACGAGGAGCUAAAAAUGGACACUAUACAGUUCAAGCACUGGAUCUCCACUCCCAUUCACAAACCGUACCCGAUCUACCAAAGAUUAAUACACAAAUCCAAGAGAAUCUGCAUAUCGUGCUCUAUGAUCCCGAGUCCGUGCCCAAUGCGACUAAUAAAAGUCCUUCGAAGGAAACAAUAUCCAUGCUGCUUAAAACGCCAAAUCCAGAUGUAAACACCUCCAAUGAAUAUCGCAAAUUAAUUCACAAUCUGUUGGAUCUUGUCGUCAAACCAGGCAAAAGAGGCACCGAUUUCGUUGCAUCCAUAUGCGAAGUUGUGGCUCAUUCCUCGUUCGAGUAUGCACAUGAGAAAAAAUAUGGUAAUAAUGGCAUUUGUGUAAAUCGGGCCGCAGCAACUUUACUGCGUGCGUUUUUCAGUGUUAAAUUGCCGAAUGAAUCGUACCACAGCAUCGAGAAAACGCUGAAAAAAAAUGUUCGACUUUCAAAGCAAUUGCAUUCAGCUUUAAAGAGUGAUUUUAAAACCGAACUGUUUCUGGCCAGCUUAUUGUUUAUGGUGAAGGGCUCCAAUCAGCUACACUUUCAGAAACUAAAAGUUCAAAAUGCUACGCUUGAAACAAGGAAAGUUGUUCGAGAAAUGAUCCAAGGUUUCGAUAAGGAAGCAACAACAACAACAAUCGCAACAACAACGGCAACGCCACUUGAACAAAAUAAUUAUUCAAAAAUUUUCCAUAAUGGUUUAUUUAUUGAUUGGCUUGCGGAGGCCGAUCCUGAAAUAGUGCACACAAAACUUUUAAAGGAAAGCUUUCUAUUUUCGAAAUCGUGCAGUGAAUUUCGAUUUUAUCUGUUGUCGCUGAUAAAUCAUCAAACCAAUUGGAAUACAAUCGAGGGAAUUGCGGAAUGUUUAUUCAAGGAAUAUAAACAUGAUUACGACUACAGUACGGUGCUCAACUAUUUUGAGGCACUAACAACAAAUCCAAAUCUGUGGAAGGGUCGCGAUAAAUAUAUGUCCAAAAAUGUGCAACCAUAUUCGUUCAAAUGGAGCCCACUGAAUGGAGCCAUUAUGCACUCGUCCUGUCCGAGGAAUGGAGAGCUGAAAUCUGAUAAUAUGCAGCUAUGAUUUCAGCUAUGCUUCCGCAUGAAUCUAUUGUUCAAACUGACCGAAAAGCGAAAGGGCUUAAUGGUCAAAGUUGUGGAGUAUGUGGAGAAGAGUACGAUUGCCGAUAGCUUAAAGGAUCAGGUGUUGCAACAGCUGUAUAUUAUGUAUCCACGAAUUAAAUUCCUCAAGUAUUGUAAACUAAAUGGUCAAACGUGUAAGCUACAAAGUCUUAAAGGCUGCCAGGCUGAUAAAAUAUCGAACAAUUUAAUCACCUGCCUGGGUAGUCUUGUGGCCAAAAAGGAUUUCGAAACACUGUCAGCGGACACGGAACUCCUCUUGCGCAAGCUGGCUGCAUCGCAUCCCUUGCUCUUCUUGCGCCACUUGGGCGUCUUAUCAUCUGCGAUGCAGGGACGAGCCCAGAACAGUAUGAAAGCCUUGCGAGAGGAUCAUCAUUUCCACCGUUUCGUACAAAUCCUGAGAACUUUGGAACUAUUGCAGCCCACGAUCUUUGAUGAUGCCUAUAAGAAUGAGAUUCAAUCGACUCUAUCGUGCUACUUCACCUUCUUCAAGCACCACAGUUCGGUUAAGGAGGCCUGUCAGAUGCUCGUCAAGUUUGUUCAGGUCCUGCAAUCCUAUAUCAAUUGUAAUCCCUCGAGCGCAUUGUUAUUCAUCGAGCAAUAUGUCGGCAUAUUGACGGAACUGGCUGUUAAAUACACCUCAAUUGGCAAGCUACAAGCCUUGGUUCAAGCUGUUGCCUUGCUGCAGCACAAAUCGAAUACUUUGUCGGAGCUCGAUGAUGAAGAAGUCAAAUUGGAAUAUGAACUCGAUGGCCAUUCGUCGGAUACAAAGCCGGCCACCAAUAAAGCUGUCGUUAGCGAUAUAGAGCCCUUGGAUGGGAAUCUAAAUGUACAAGAUGUCGUUGGCCGGGGAUCGUUUUCGGUUUUAAAUUUGGGUACGGCGGGCAAGGCAAAUUUAACAGAUGUCUCUCCACAUUUUCUAGACUUGAUCAAGAUCAUUAAGCAGUCGAAUAUUGAGGAUGUGAUUUUGGGGCCGCUGCAGGAAAUGGAAUGUUUAACAUCCAAGCGAUUUGUAUUUAUCAAUGAGUUAUUUGAGCGACUCUUGGAUUUGAUAUUCUCGCCCAGCGCACAGAUCAGAUCCAUUGCCUUUAUCAUAUUAAUACGACACCUAAAGCACAAUCCGGGCAAUUCGGAUAUUAAUCAGUGUACUCUAAACGCAUAUAUUCAAUGCCUGAGAGAUGAGAACUCGUCUGUGGCAGCAACGGCCAUUGAUAAUCUGCUUGAGAUGUGCAUUUUGUUGCAGGAGCACGCUGUUGAAAUCUUAUGUGUUGCCUUUUCGCUUGGCAUCAGGUCUUGCCUCAAUACAAAUAAUCAAAUUCGCAAAGUAAUGCAAACAUUGGUCGUUCAGCAUGGUUAUUAACUUUUUGCUUCCAGUUGAAAUUGAUACAUACUAUUACUUACUUAAGCAUACAUAUUAUUAAACAAUUCAACAAUAAUUAUUUAAGAAUAC
Molecule: messenger RNA, 6330 nt
Organism: Drosophila grimshawi
Lineage: Eukaryota; Metazoa; Arthropoda; Insecta; Diptera; Drosophilidae
Gene: IntS1
Product: integrator complex subunit 1
Biological process (GO): U2 snRNA 3'-end processing
Cellular component (GO): integrator complex
Source: RefSeq, a predicted model, not a curated record